ACGCAGCCCACCAAAUUGCCGAACGCAAAAGCGAGAAAAAGGAAGUCGGCAGCGCACAAAUACAGUACAAGCACGGGACAUUGUUGGCUGACUGUAGAAGAACCGGUACGCUGCGUUUUUGCUUUUAGGGCUUGAAGAUCUGUUCCUCCUUCGACGCCAUGGGAUCUGUUCUGGCAUUUACAGAUGAUGGGGUUCUACCUGUUAGUCUAGUUUUUGAUGCAUUAAGGGAGCUCGGGACCGAAAAGUGUGAACCUCAAAUUGUCACUCUGUCUUCUUCAAAUCAGCUGCCGGUGGGGUCUUCCUCUGUGGACAUUGUGUUUACUCUUUGUAGAUCGAUUGAAUUUCCAAAUGAGCAGUUGUUAGGGGAAGUCUCAAGAGUCUUGAAGCCUGGUGGAACAGUCCUAAUUUACAAGAUAUCCGAUGCUUCGACAGGGGAAACAGAUAAGACCACCUCCGUUCUUGAGCGCAAGUUACUAUUGUCUGGUUUUCUAGAAGCAAAAGCUCUUCAAGUGAAAUCAAGUUUACCAUCUGAGCUAUCUUUUGGGGUCAAGGCUAAAAGGCCGUCUUGGAAGAUUGGUUCAUCCUUUGCCUUAAAAAAGACCACAAAAAAUUUACCAAUUCAGAUCAAUGAUGAGUCAGAUCUCAUUGACGAGGAUAGUUUACUAACAGAAGAGGACUUGAAGAAACCCCAGCUGCUUUCUAGUGAUUGCGAAGUUGGAAGCACAAGGAAAGCUUGUAAAAACUGCACUUGUGGGAGAGCUGAAGAAGAGCAGAAAGUAGAGAAGUUAGGCUCCACAGUAGAUUUGAGCAAUUUCAAGUCGCAAUGUGGCAGUUGUGGACUAGGGGAUGCUUUUCGAUGCGCUACAUGUCCUUUUAAAGGUCUUCCUCCAUUCAAACCCGGCGAGAAGGUAUCACUGUCAGCGAACUUCCUUACAGCAGACAUCUAGACUAGAACCGCCUUCUUCAGAUACAUCUGAAUGGUGCUAUGUGUUGAUGGUAUUCUUUGCUCAAGUUACCGCGCUUCGGAUAUAUGAACUUUUGGGUCGCUCUCUCUGGAUCAAAACAUAAAUUCUGGUUCAGAAUUUGACAGUGUGUCCUUAGUUUGGUCCAUGUUGUCAAUGUCUUAUUACCGUCGGAUAAAUUUGUUUCUUAGGUUUAUGUUUGUCUUCGAUUUCCAAAGCAACAGUGCUUAUUCCAGAUAAUAAUCAGAAACUUGUUAUGUACCUUCUGCUGCAAUGCAUUAGCUCACGCUUCUCGACUA
This is a messenger RNA of Malus domestica (apple), 1261 nucleotides long. Its product is annotated as anamorsin homolog. Gene Ontology annotation, cellular component: cytoplasm. Gene Ontology annotation, molecular function: iron-sulfur cluster binding. The record is from RefSeq and is a predicted model, not a curated record. NCBI's taxonomy places the organism in Eukaryota, Viridiplantae, Streptophyta, Magnoliopsida, Rosales, Rosaceae. Gene Ontology annotation, biological process: iron-sulfur cluster assembly.